Messenger RNA from Nelumbo nucifera (sacred lotus), 1437 nucleotides. RefSeq lists its product as uncharacterized. The record is from RefSeq and is a predicted model, not a curated record. Gene Ontology annotation, cellular component: plasma membrane. Gene Ontology annotation, biological process: defense response to other organism. Lineage: Eukaryota; Viridiplantae; Streptophyta; Magnoliopsida; Proteales; Nelumbonaceae.
AAAUCUCUUCCUUCUUCCCCUCUCCUGCUCUCACUCUCUUUGGGGAAGAAGAAAAGGGGGGAAGAGAGGGGGGAGGGGGCCUGUCUCAAUUGCUGAGAGAAGUUCAGCCUGCGCACGGUAGCAUACCAUGGCUACAAGGGCUAACAUGAAUGGUGAGCACACCGCACACCCACCCGGUCCCGGCUCAUCCCAAAACAACCAGAACCACCAUCCCCACCCCUCUUCCGGCCACCACCACCACCCCCAGCAGCGGCGCUACCUCCAAGACGACUACUACUACCCCAGAUCCUCGUCGGCCGCCUCCUUCAAGGGCUGCUGUUGCUGCCUCUUCCUGCUCAUGACCUUCCUCGCCCUCCUCGUCCUCGCCGUGGUCCUCAUAAUCGUCCUCGCCUUGAAACCCAAGAAGCCCCAGUUCGAUCUCCAGCAGGUCGCCGUCCAGUACGUGGGCAUAACGACCGGCCCGUCGCCUACGACGACGGGGGCGUCGCUGACACUCAGCAUAAGGAUGUUGUUCACGGCGGUGAACCCGAACAAGGUGGGCAUCAAGUACAGUGAGUCGCGGUUCUACGUGAUGUACAAAGGGGUGCCGCUCGGUGUGGCGACGGUGCCGGGGUUUUAUCAGCCGGCGCACAGUGUCAGGCAGGUGGAGACCACCGUGGGUGUCGACAGAGUCAACUUGCUUCCGGCGAACGCCGCUGAUUUGGUGAAAGAUGCCUCUCUUAAUGACCGGGUUGAGCUCAGGAUUACUGGUGAUGUUGGGGCGAAGAUCCGGAUUUUGGAUAUCACUUCGCCCAGGGUUCAGGUUGCAGUGGAUUGUGCAAUAGUGAUCAGUCCAAGGAAGCAGUCACUGACAUACAAGCAAUGUGGAGUGGAUAGCUUGAGCGUCUGAGAUGAGGAAGCUCCCCUUCUCCUCGUAUACCCAUCUCUGUUUUUCUGGGAAACCCAAAUUUUUACAGCUUCAGCUCCACUCUCCAAAGCAAGGAAUUUGGUUUGUUUUGAAGAGGGAAGAAAAUGGAGCAAAAGAAAUGGGAUUACCCUUCUCCCACUGUAUGAAAGAAAUUUUGGGGAUUUUGGGUCUUAUUUACUUUACAUUGAAAUGUGAAUUGUUAUUUAUUUAGAUUGAAAAUGGAAGGAAACUCAGAGUUAGCAUUCAGCAAAGAAACUUUUUUACUCUUUCUGUCUUGAUUAUAAUGCUUUUUUUUUUCGGAUCCACGUUGAUUCAAGAGUGCUUUCGGUGGAAGGAAAAGGAAUUUUGAAAUGGGAAGAGAGGAAAGUGAGGUCAGUAUAGCUCAGGACAAGCUGCACGUUCAGGCCAGCGUGAGACAAGGGAAGAAAUGUCGUGUUGUGUAAGAAAACCCAUUUAAGUUUGUUAUUGUUGACGAACUUGCACUCUUCAGAGGCUUUCAGACAAAAUUUUAAUAAUACUUUGAGAGCAGA